AUGGCAAUUCGAUUCCAGUUGGCUAUGCUCAUGUUGGGGUGGAUGAAGUUCUGUCAGGAUCUGACUCACAAGAGCUUGACAUUCCUGAAGUCUUCUCCUCUCGCGUCUCUCGCUCGCGGAGCCGUCGCUCUCGCUCCUCUCCUUCUCUCCGGUCCGAGCCGCCGCCGCUCAUCGUCAGCGGAGGGCAGACGGGGAUGCGCCGCCACAGGAGGUGGUGCAUGGCCGGGGCGGCCUCAUCCUUGGCUCCCUCACCCCCUGCGCGUCACUUCUACUUCCUCCAGCUCUACAUCAAGCACAACCGCCCGGCCCCAGGGUCCCCCUUGGCCGCCGCCGCUUCCUCCGCGGCGCCCUCUCUCGCCGAUCCACCGCUCCCUCUCGCGGGGCCUCCUCUCCCCGCGCGCGCUCCCGGCCCUCUCCGCCCGCGACGCCGUCGUCCGCGACGGCGACGAGGACUCCCUCUACUACGCCAGCCUCCGCCACUGCGCCGACGACCCCUACCACCCUGCCUCCAACCCCGCCGGCGUCAUCCAGCUAGGCCUCGUCGAGAACACGCAAGUGCUUUCCCCCUUCAUUCUUCCGCGAACUCCUAGAUGCGGUCACGGAUCCGCGGUCGCCUUCUUCCGCGAACAGUUGCAGUGCUCGCUCUCGGCGUCAGACUCCCAAGCGAGGAUGACCACGACGCGGAGGAGGACGAGGACCCGAGCUCGAUUCCGACCACGACGCACCGCACAAGGUCCCUGCUUCCUUCCUGACGGCAAUGGAUCCCUUCCUUGCAGGAAGCUGAAGGUGUUACCAUUCAUGGACAUGGAACAGAAGCUGCCCAGAUAUUGUGACAACAAAUGGAGGUUAAAUCGGGAAGCGAAAGCCAGGUGCAGUUUGAAUAAGCUUGCGACUGGAGUGUAAACUAAAUUACCUACACAAAAGAAGGGUUAAAUAAGGAUGAAGGUUCGGGUAUUUGGGUUGCUGAUACGCUGAAACUUCUGAUUUAUUACUUUAUGAAGGUUCAAGUAUGUGGUUUCUAGCUCCAGAUUGGAUAUGGUAGCUGCUUAUUGAUUUUCCUAUUCAUCUGGCAGGAUUAAGGCAUUGUUGUUACUUGCCUACCAAUUUUAAGCUGGCAGUUUCUUAUUUUACUUUCGUCUGAAUAUUGGGAUGCCUAGCAAAUCAACUCUUUGGUACUCGACAAUUCUGAGUUUGACCGUUAAAUCUGAAUAUAGUUUAGAAAUAGUUUUUAUGACUUGGACUAUUGGUUUCGUUUCCUUCGGCCUUUGUUUGUGCUCCAACAGCAAAUAGGCACAUGGGGCAUGCCACCGCGCCGUAAAUUUGGGUGGCCGCUGAGGGCACUUUUGACAUUUCGCUUACCCCUGCACAAUGUGCCUUCCUUCAAUUCAUUGCUCUUUCCCCAAUCGACGAGACGCUUAGGGCUGCGGCCGCCAGCCCUAUGCCCCCCCUCUCUAAUCUCUCGAGCGCCGCCUCCAGCCACCCCAGCCCCUCCCCUCCCGUCGGCCACCAUCCCCGCCCCUCUUCUUCUCCUACACGUCGGCUUCCUCUCGCCCCUCCUGCCAGUCUUCCUUCUCUUGCAUCUUUCAAAGGGGCGCGAGAGGAGUGGCGGGCCUCUUCUUGCCUCGCCGUAGUUUAUCAGGUGUUGUCCCUUUCGUUUUCGUCUGCCUUUCCUGAUUAAGAUGUGCGCUGUCUCCUGAUUCCAUCGGUGCAGCAGGCAGCUAGAAAGUGGGGCACGGCAACAUCCGGCGGUGACUCCCAACCCUCGCGAGCUUGGACGCUUGCCACCUUCUUUGAUUCUCGGCCCCUCUCGUGUUCCUCAUUGGUGUGCGCAGCCACACCAGUGCUGCCCCAACUCCCAUGCCGCCAUGCCCAUUUCCCUCGCCCCUAACCUAGGGCUGGGAGAGCUCGCUAUCAUCCGCCUCAUUGGCCCACCAAAUGCGCAACGGGGAGGAUCUCUUCCCUAGGAAGAUGCAUAUGUCAUUGUCGUUCCAUCAGGAGGAGAGCACCAUCACCCCCGCCCAGGUUGCUCUCUCUCUCUCUCUGAUGUCAAGUUGAUUUCCUUACUUUUUAGUAUUGUAGGCUUUGCUUAUCAAAUUGCAAUUGUUUAUGGUGCUUUUUUUAUAAUAUAUGUUUUGAAAAUCUAACAUCUUUGUGCUGAAUUAGUUGUUGUGGUCAGAAGUUAAUCUUUUUGCAUGUCUUCACUGAAGGAGGCUUGCAGGUUUAUCUUAAGCAUCUUAUCUUAAAGAAUGGUCAAUAUUAACUAUUCAGUUAGGCACCCAGUAGAGGUUUACCUAUCAUUGUAUCAAAGAGCUUACUAUUUCCAUUUGCUCAGCAAAGUUUUGAGAUAUUCCAUCCUAACUAUCUAAUUGUAAUGCUUUUAUGAUGCAGGACUAUUAUCUUGUGAUGUGGCUUUCUUGUAUCACAUUUGCCUUGCUGCUCCUGAAAGAGAUACCAUUUUGUUGGUGUUUACUGGUUAAUCCUUUUGCAUAUGUUUACGGAUGGAUACUCGAUGUUCUCGGUUCAUAUCGUUGCUGAUACUUGCCUUCUCUUGCUGAUUUCCCAAAUCAUGCACAUAGCUAUUUUAGUAUGGGUUACAAUAUCCCUUUGUAAAAAAGCAUAUAUGUAUGUCACCUUUUGUGUGAGUGAAAUAUUCAUCAGCAUUGUAGUGGACAUAUGCUCUUUGUACUAAAUUUGAUGUUUUCUACUGAAUCAUUCGAUUCUUGGUACCGGACUAAUGCUUCCCUAAGAAAUAGCAGACGCUGGAUCAUUGCCUUAGAUAGUCUUCCUCAUGUGUCUUUGAGAAAUCCUAAUGCUAGAUCAGUGGCUCAAAUUUUGCUUUUGUAUCUAUUUGGCACCACUCUAUCUAUAUCUUUUUUGUACCACCUUCAUUGCAAUUACGAAUACAAUGUUUGGUCAGACAUAA
Molecule: messenger RNA, 2923 nt
Organism: Triticum dicoccoides
Lineage: Eukaryota; Viridiplantae; Streptophyta; Magnoliopsida; Poales; Poaceae
Exons: 5
Coding region: 1-903 (300 amino acids)
Source: RefSeq, a predicted model, not a curated record